This is a messenger RNA of Aspergillus bombycis, 4272 nucleotides long. Its product is annotated as class V chitinase Chi100. Bases 1 to 4272 code for a protein of 1423 amino acids. NCBI's taxonomy places the organism in Eukaryota, Fungi, Ascomycota, Eurotiomycetes, Eurotiales, Aspergillaceae. The record is from RefSeq and is a predicted model, not a curated record. Gene Ontology annotation, biological process: carbohydrate metabolic process. Gene Ontology annotation, molecular function: chitin binding. The transcript has 2 exons.
AUGCCCUCGCCAUUCUUUUUCCUGGCUCUGUCUCUGUCUCUGACACAUUCCAUCCAGGUUGCUGCAGACCCUAGUUUUGAUGCCUGGUCCCAGGUGUGGAAACCCUGUCCAAGGGACUGCAGCGAAAUCCCAUCUCCAGAUGAAUGGGCGGUCUAUAGCAAUGUGGAUCAACUGGCCACUUGCAAUCAAACUCUGCGUCUAGACUUUCCUUUGUACAAUCCCUCAAAUCCGGCCAUUCGCGCCUGUUCCGCAUCUCCAAACUACCCAGCUGCCAAGUCUCAGUCUCAGGCCCUAGUCUUGUCUGGGUUUACUGAUCAAGAAGUCACCCUGCAAAUUGGCUGGUGGAAUACGGCUACGUCUUUACCAUCGGCAGGCGUAAAGUCUGCUCUGGAACAUGUCCGAAAGGCGCUCCUAGUCUCAGAGAAUGAGAAACCGACGACUGCGUAUAGCUACCAUGGGAAGUCCCUCAUUGGAGUGUACGCUGGACGGGAGGUUCAGCACUCGGACGCUGCCACCACUGUAUUCCAAGAGUUCACCAGUCAUAUUGAAUCGCAGGAUAUGGUCGGCCGAAUUGCCCUGCAAUAUUGUGGAGAGAAUUCCAAUAAAGCGAUUGGUAUCGUCGUUGAUGCCAGCGGCGACCUCGCAGCUGUGCAGCGCAUUGUCCGGGGCUGGGUCGACGGGGAGUGCCACACCGACUUUGACGGUGUCAAGGAGCUCCCCCAAUCCAUCCUUCAUAUGCAAGAUGGUGCAACAUCGGGCCCCGUCUCCACAUCGUCGAGUCGAGGUGUCACCGGAGAAGGCCGCUUGCAUUCUGAUCGAGGGCGGGCUCAUUCCCAUCAACGACGAGCCAUUUGCCGUACGAUCCAGGUUGUUCCUGGAGACUCCUGUGGGGCGCUGGCCGAGCGGUGCGGACUCUCUCCGGCAGACUUUACCAAGUUCAACCCUGACAAGAAGCUCUGUUCCUCGCUGCAGCCGGACCAGCAUGUGUGCUGCUCAGCAGGUACAUUGCCCGACCUUCGGCCGAAGCCGAACGCGGAUGGAACCUGCACUUCGUAUGUUGUCAAGACAGAUGAAUCCUGCCACAAAUUAGCAGCUGCCAACGGCCUCACGCAGGAGGAUCUAGAGACAUUCAACAAGAACACCUGGGGCUGGAGUGGGUGUGGCCGGAUCCAAGUCCAGCAAACGAUCUGUGUUAGUGAGGGAACGGCCCCCAUGCCCUCGAUUGUCGACAAUGCUGUGUGUGGUCCGCAAGUUCCAGGGACCACAAGGCCAAAGGACAUGAAUGAACUUGAGGGUCUUAAUCCUUGUCCGCUCAACGCGUGCUGUGACGUUUGGGGUCAGUGUGGUAUUACCGACGAGUUCUGCACCGAGAGCAAGUCUUCCACCGGGGCCCCUGGUACCGCGGCUCCCAACACGAAUGGCUGUAUCUCGAACUGUGGUACCGAUAUCGUCAAUAAUAACAAGGGCCCGGAUGAGUUUAUCAGCAUCGGCUACUUCGAGGCGUGGAAUGCUGAGCGUGGCUGUCUAAAUAUGGACGUCACCAGCUUCGAUACCGCCGUCCACACUCAUCUCCAUUUUGCCUUUGCGGAAAUUACAGAGAAUUACGAGGUGGAUGUUUCCAUGGUCCAUACUCAAUUUAAUAAGCUGAAGAGCAUGGGCUCCGUCAACCGUAUCCUGACAUUUGGUGGAUGGUCCUUCUCGACAAGAGCGGAUUCCUUCCCGAUCUUCCGCAAAGGCGUGUCGGCUGAGAACCGAGAGGUCUUUGCCACCAACGUGGCUAACUUCAUUGUGGAAAAUGACCUUGAAGGCGUGGACUUUGACUGGGAGUAUCCUGGAGCUCCUGACAUCCCCGGUAUCCCUCCUGGUGACCGCGAUGAUGGAAAGCGAUAUCUGGAAUUCUUGAAGAUGGUGCGGGAAAAGCUACCCUCUGAUAAAAGCGUGGCGAUUGCUGCCCCAGCCUCGUUUUGGUAUCUAAAAGGCUUCCCGAUCGAGGAGAUUUCCAAGGUAGUAGACUAUAUUGUCUUCAUGGCCUAUGAUCUGCAUGGGCAGUGGGACUACGGCAAUAAGAACUCGAUGCCAGGAUGUCCGGAUGGAGAUUGCCUCCGCUCUCAUGUUAAUCUUACCGAGACGAAUACUGCUCUGUCCAUGGUGACCAAGGCUGGAGUACCAUCGUCCAAGAUCAUUGUUGGGGUGAGUAGCUAUGGCCGGUCGUUCAAGAUGACUGAGCCUGGCUGCUCUGGUCCCAUGUGCACAUACGUCGGGCCCCAGUCCGCUGCGAAGCCCGGGAAAUGCACCACUACAGCAGGCUACAUCUCGGACGCAGAGAUCAACCGAAUUUUGGAAGAGGAUCCCACCGCCAAAAAGACCUAUGAUGUGUCCAGCGACAGCAGCGUCCUUGUCUACGACUCCACGGAAUGGGUGGCUUACAUGGACACUGACAUCAAGAGAAAUCGCACCGAGCACUACCGACAACUCAACAUGGGCGGCGUAUCGGACUGGGCGGUUGAUCUUCAGUCAUUCGCCAACAGUCCUCGGGGUAGCAACAACUCUCCCGAGAACCAAACCGUUGUCUAUGUUGACCCCAUCCUUUGGACGGAAGAGGACCCGCAGGUAAGCUGCCCAGCGCCUUGUGCUCUCGUCCUCCCCAACUAUCCUCUCAGCUCCACCACCGUUAUCGCUCCUCCGCCGCAUGUGACCACGCUGGAUGUGGCCUGGCCAACCCAGACGGAGAUAACCAGGUCCAACGGGGAGGUAAUCACCACCACCACCGUCACACGAAUUCUCCAGGAGACCACCAUUAUUGCUCCGCCAGUUACGGUGAGCGAACUGCCGAUGGCCAAUAUCAAUAUCACUAUUCCACUCGACGACAACGAAACACUGACAAUCCAGCCGAAGCCACGGUUCCCUCCUGUGAUUGUCACUAUUACGAACGAUCCCAACCCAUUGUCACAAACAGGUGUCUUACAUCCUCCAGUGACACGAAGCGUGACUGUGCCCCCCUGGCCCCAGACCACCGUCAUCUAUAUUCCACCUAAGGAACGCACCGAUGAUGAGGAUGAUAACACAAAUACAGAUGACAAAAACAAGGACAAUGAUAACAAGGACGACAAGGAUAAGGACAACAAGGACAAGGACAACAAGGACAAGGACAACAAGGACAAGGACAACAAGGAUAAGGACAACAAGGAUAAGGACAACAAAGAUAAGGACGACAAGGAUAACGAUAACGAUAACAAGGGCAAGGACGGUAGUCAUCACAGGAUCAGGUUCCCACGUAUACCCACAAUCAGGGUGACUCACGGCCCCGGGUCCCCAGCUUGCAAAGGACAGCACUGCGGCAAUCUGUGCUCCGACAGUUUUUGCGGGUGCAAACUUGGCUGCGGUGGUGGUGACAACGGAUUCUCCGAUCCAAGCGACCCCAAUCCUCCCCCAGUGCCCCCCUCUCCAGGGGAUCCCAAGGACAAAGAUUCGUGCACGAGUUCUUCGGUUACAAACUACUGGGUCUCAUGCGACUCCAAGACUGAGGGCCCGACCACAACCUCCUGCACUACCACGAAAAGUCUGGUGGCUGUGGGAUGCGAUGUCACGGCCACUACGACAACCACCGGUGUGGAAUAUUGCCCUACGGUGGACCCCAAUGAUCCCCAGGGAGAAGAUGGCGGCAUAUAUAAGGCCAAGCGCACUAGUGCUGCGAAGACGAAAGAGCCGCCAAAACCUACCACCUCUUCCGAAACGACCACUACCACUACCAAGACCUCGAAGACAUCCUCCCCACCGUCCGCGACGGCCGCUAGCGGCUGCAGUAAGGUUGGCAGCGGGCGCAGCCUGACCCGCCGCUGCUGGAACAAAUGCGACCCAGGCACGGGCUCGCCCGUUGGUGGUGACUGGGCGGCGAACGACCCCUGGUGCUGGAUAGCUGAAAGCGGCAGCAAUUCGUAUGCCAAUUGUUUGAAGCAAUCCGACUGUCCAACUGAUUUUGAAUGCGAGGAAUCAUGGGGUUGCGUUGUUCCACUGUCCGGUGGGUGUGCGCCUCAGGGCGGCAAGACCGGGUUAGGUAAAACCUGCUGGAGCAGCUGCAAUGAGAAAACCGGGAAGCGGACGAAUGAUAAGUGGGAAAAGGGCAUGUCGUGGUGCUGGCUACAGAAUGGCAGAUUUGCCAGCUGCCACGAGGAUGGCGACUGCAGUGCCACCACGGAGUGUGUCCCUGACCAUUGGUCUCACGGUGGAUGCGAUACUAAGAGCAAAGCCUGGGAACUGGAUGAAAGCACAUAG